Molecule: messenger RNA, 7136 nt
Organism: Porites evermanni
Lineage: Eukaryota; Metazoa; Cnidaria; Anthozoa; Scleractinia; Poritidae
Source: the annotation of a GenBank genome assembly
AUGAAGGAAGUCGGAACACACCGUAAUAUUGUGAGCAUGCUCGGCUACUGGAUCCAAUCACCUCCCAUUAUGUUAAUCAUGGAAUAUGUUCCAAACGGAGAUCUUCUACAGUGGCUCAGAAACAAAAGGCAACAGGUAUCAUUACUUUAUCAGCUGUAUCAAUAAAUAUUUGCUGCCCUCUUUUUUGCUUUUUGUUUAAAAAAUACCUGCUUGCCAUUUGGAAUAGCGCUGCGCACAGGUAUUAUUUAUAGAGCUCAAACUCAGACAAACAAAUUCCUCAUUUUGGUUUGUUUUUUUUUUGGUCAUUAAAAUGUCACGCUUGUCUGACUUUUGUCAUGAAAAUAACAAAAAUGGCAGAUUUCAGACAAACAUUGCAAAUUAGUCACUCUGACGUCAUUAGUAUUCUGUGCUGUACUUUAAUUUUCUAAAUGACUAUCCUGCUGCGUGUGUAUGUUCUUUUUCUUACAUUGUGAGGUCUCUUAGGGCAGAAGCAAAAUCCUCUAUCUCAUCACACGUCUAAAAACCCUUGUCUUCAGUAAAAAUAAUAACAUGCUAAAAAACUUGUUGUGAACUUUUGUACAUGUUAGCUAUACUUUAAGUUGUCAAAGACAGAGGUGCACUUAAAAAUGUAGAUCAAUGCAAUCUGAUAUUCGUAUUUUUCCAAACGCAGUUUAUAUCUGCAGCCAGAUCUUCUUCUGUUUAAAUGCUAUUCAUGUAUUCGGAAAACAAAGAUCGGUAAAUACGCAAAAAUUUGUGUUCAACACUGAGUUAAUUAAGUCAAGUUUGCCCCGGUAGGAACAGUUAAGAUUUCUGGAAAACUGCCCACCUAUCGCUUCCCUAAGCCACAUUUUGCCCUAAGUGAGAAGGUAGUGUUGAUGUUGUCUUAGGGGAGGGGUAGGUGGUCAGAAAAGAAAAAAAAUAACCUUGACGUUUUGAGCGUUUCCCCCAGGGUGUACUCCAGCUCGAUAGGAUGCCGAUCUCCAUCCUUAAAUAUGAUAUCCUUGUUGCCCUUAAUGGCGCAGUGUUGCCGAUGUGAUCUUUAGAUAGGGUACCGUUAUUCUAUCGGGUAAAACUCACGUUCGUUAAUGCCCUACACACGAGAAGCAAGUGAACUUUACCCUAGAGCUGAUUAGGAGCACGAUUUAAGGAAGUUUUUUUUCUGUUUCCCUUAAUUCUUAGGUUUUGUUUUUCCCUUGAACUAGGCCUCAUUUUCCAUGUUUGAGUCUUCAAUAAGAUAUUGGUUUUCGCUUGUCUCAACUAUUCGAAAUUUUUUUAAACUUCACGAACAUCGAGGCGGCUAUUGGAGAAAAAAGCUCCCGCAAACGAUUUUGGAAGAACAGUUCCCAGUGCCGAGAAAUACUGCUGCAAGUGAAAUAGGUAAUAGCGUCAUUUCGUUGCUAUGACAACUCCGGCGUCAUUGCAACCUUGAUCAUAACAAAUUUCAUCUUUAUCUAAUACAACAGUGGUGGCAAUUUUUCCAAAUCUUUGUUUAUGGCGACGUAGUUUAUGCUCAAACUUGCGAGGUAUUGACCCUGAAAAACUGUAUCGAGCCACCUUAAAAAGCCCAUUAUAAUAUUUUUGUGUAGAUAAUAAUUGGCCGUCCCGAGGCCCUGUACGAGACAUGACGUCACAAGGUCAAACCAAAUAUCAAGAAACACUUGUCGCGUUUUUGAGACUGUGUAUCUUAAAAUGUCAUAGAAAAUUGUAACAAAGCAGGAGAAAUGCUUAGUUUCUAUUGCAGUUUAAUCCAUUUGAAUUUUCCGUGGACUAUUUAGAGAAGGGGGCUCACAAGGUAUUCCCACCUAGAUUUUCAGUUAAACUUCGUUUAAGUAAUCUUUCAAUUCUUAGAGAUUCCUUUUAAAUGGGCAAAAAUAUUUCGGCUAACCAACUGAUGGUGUUGAAGUUGUUUCUGCUGAAAGAACGGUUUCAUAACCAGACGGAAUUCAUUUCAGUAUUUUUUUUGCAGCUUACAAUGAAAAAGAGUCGUCAAAGUGAUGUCGUUGAAAGGCUCAAGCUUCCUGUUCCUGAGUUGCCGAAAUUAGUGUCCAGGGACCUGCAAACAAAAGAUGUCCUGGAUGAAAACCUGAAAGAGGAGAACAGAGAAAGAAAUAAGGAAGAAUGUGAAAAAGGAGGUGUUUAUCAUUCCAGCGAGGCGAAGGAAAUUAAAAUCGACCUGGACGACGAUGAAAAAGGAGUUCUAAUCAACGAAGCGCCUCAAUCUGAGAUGGAACCUCCUUGCUUAAACCUGGGUUACGAAGAUGACAAGCAGGAAGAAGAAAGCGACGAUGUCAACCCGUCACGUGCACAGACCGAAGGGCAAAAUUGGCCGGUUGCGUCGGUGAUGGUAUUACCUUCGAUCAAUAUUGCCCAUUUCUUCAAAGAAAAAGAGCUCACUCCUGCUGAACCUUUAAGAAACGCCAAAGAAAAUAUCACCAUCGAGAAAGAAGAAGGCAGCUGUGAGGGCAAGGAAGAUGACGAAGAACGCAUUUCUGGAAAAGAAGUUCUAUGUUAUUCAUGGCAGAUUGCUAAGGGGAUGGUAAGAACUUUUUCGACUGAAGAAUGCCUUAAGCAAUUUAGUCAUCGUUUGCGAAUCACAAAAAUCUGCCUCUUUCCCGUAUCAUGUUUAAAAUACUGUAUUACUAGUUUUUCUGUGUCUACAAGUAUAUGCUAUCUGGUCAUUAGACGGCAGAUUUUUCAAGCAUUCAUAUUGCUGCGUUAAUUAUAAAAGCUAUUAAUUAUUGUUAAUUGCUUGAUCUUGCUGGAUUUUUUGGGAAACAUAACACGUAUAAAAUUGAGCCGUUUGAUUGUAAAAAAAGGCCAAAAAAACGAUUUUUUUUAAUAGCCCGAGAGGCCUAAAAAUCACAUGGAGCCGUUUGUGAAGGUACCUAUUGAAAUUUAAUCAGGUCUGUUCAUAGUUUCGAAAAGGUGUCUUAUGAAUAUAGUCAUAUGACCGGAAUAAGACUUAACUAUCAGUUAUUUUAUUUGCAUUGAUCAACGAAGCUUAACAUUCAUGCCAGAACAGGAAAUAAAGGGCAGGGAAAGAAAUAAACAAAUUAAAAGCAGAGGAAAGAAAAAGCAAUGAUUAAAUUUGUUUUCGGGACUGGAUGAGCAGCAAGGACAAGAUAAAUACUACCGUAAUGGGAAAAUUGGAAAGCACAAUAAAAGGUCUGCAAGUGGAACUGAUGGCUGAAGGGAUUGCUUUUCGUAAACGGCCACCAUGAUCAUGGCUCAAUUGAUAUAUCUGAUGGCUCAGCUGUAAUUUUUAUUUUUCAGCCAAUAUUCGUCCCUUCGAGUUAUCGAGGGUAAGAUUGUGUAAAAGUGAUCUGAAGAAAAACAAAAAUUACUUCGGGUUAGCAGGAAUUUUGAGUUAUCGAGGGUUCGAGUUACUGAUCAAGGUUAAAAUUACAGUAAAUUGAAGAAGGAAACCCUGGGGAAAUCGAUUCGAGUCAGCGCAAGGUUCGAGUUAGCGAAGGUUGAAGUCGACUGUAGCUAGUUCACUUAGCUUGUUCAACUUUGACGGCUUUUUGUGCUGAAAGUUAUGCGGCGCGAGGAUUACUUAGCCAAUUACUUAAUUUUUUCAUUCGUUUUCCAACAACUGUAACGGAAAUCCUCCCUCCAUUCUUCAAGAAUAAUUGAAAUAUGCGCGACAGUGUCAAAGGCACAUAACCGACGAUCAGUUUUCCUCCCGCUUUCUAGCCUGUUCCAGGCGUUCAGAUGGUAGAGCGCGGGAGAAAAAUUCACGAAGAAAAAAAAAACGAAAGGGGAAGGGGGAGAGAACGCCUGUAAACAUUCCCUUACAGAGCUCUUUCCGCCUUUAAUUGACCGCCGACCGCGUAACUGUGACGUGAAUUACAAAGUGCUGACAGGCCAGACGCGACCCAUAAGCUCGUGAUAGUGUGAAACGUGACCUUUCAAUAAACAACAUCAGAGGUUUUUCUUCUUUUAACUAAGCAAAUCUAAUUUCUGUCGCUCUGGGCCUAACAUUUAGACGGUCAGUCAUGCAUACUGGGCAAUUAUUUCCUGAGGUUUGUUUCUGAAAGAAUUUGAUUCCAGAUGCAGUUAAGUACUGAUUUUCUUUGACCUCUAUUAAAGCAUUAAUCUGUUUAUUGCGGCUAAAUAACCUUUCAAAUAAGAUUUUUUUUUUGCCUUUCUGGGCUUCCAUAAAUGAUCUCACACGUACACCUUCCUUUCACAUUGCCGUGUCUUCGUCCAUGCCUUCCUCCUAUCCCCAACCUAUGGGUGUUGUUGCUGUUAUUCCAAAUAGCUUGAGCUUGGUUUCAUUAUGGAUACGAGAGGCGCAACGAUGAUGAUCGUGGAAAUUGACUCGCUAACGUUUCCUUUGAUUACGUUUAUUAUUCGAGGAAAAAGUAAAAAAAUGAAAGUCUCCGAGAGCCCGUUGGAAGAAUCGCGAAAGCCUCCUGGCCUCGGCGAACGAGAUUCAAGCAAAUGUUCUGCUCUUCACGAAAAGAUUCCGCAUACAGGAAAUGCUCGAUUGCAUUGUUUAUAGCCGAGCUUCGAUGUCCGCGUGAUUCGAUAACAGAUGUCUCUCUCCCUCCAUAUCGCUUUCCUCAUCAAUGUCACCAGUGCUCGAGUGUUAACAGAAGGUGUCAUAAUCGACCAAUAAGAGGGUAUACUGGAAUCCAGUAUACCGGAACGACCAGUUUGUUAAUAAUGUUUACAGGCGUUCUCUCGCUCUCGCCCCCACCCCGCCCGUUUCCCCGAUGUACAACUUAACUCGCUCCCCACUUACCGCCGCGCUCUACUAUCUGAACGCCUGGAACAGGCUACCCGCUAUCCAGACCGUUUGCCUGGCACAGCUUGUAGUGUCCUCAGAUAGUAGGGAUGUCACUUAAGUGUAAGGCACGCAAAAAUAUGAGCUCGUGAUCUAGGAAAAAGAGGGCGGCGGAGGGCUAUCUUUGAGCCUGAAACAGGCGUUUCAUUGCACUUGGUUGCUUUUCCCCCAAAUCGUUAAAUCGGGAGUUCGUUUACAACGAUAACCCGAUUAAACGAUAUGAUUUUGCAAUCCCCGUAAAAUCGAGGCUCUGUAGUUUUACUUUCAUUUGACCUAUCAAAUAUAAAUUUGCGUUGAUCUUAAGGUAUCUGUUACUAAAAAUUGUUUGAGAAUUAAUUUUCCGAUUAUUUCUCUGCCAGGAAUACUUGGCCAGCAAAGGAUUCAUUCAUCGUGAUCUGGCAGCCCGUAAUAUCCUACUUGGUGAAGACAGAAUGGUAAAGAUUGCUGAUUUCGGAUUGUUACGCCACACAAAUGAGAGUGGGAUUUGCGAAGUGACGAGCGUAAACAAGCUAUCGAUGAAAUGGAUGGCACCUGAAGCGUUGGAAAGUGGCAUUUUUACAUUCAAGACUGACGUGUAAGUUUAUGUCAAUGCGGUCUCUGUUAGGCCAAGCUUGGGUUACCUGUGAUGCUGUGUGACUUUGUAGUUUGCCAGUAGUGCAUUGAGGUUCUCGAUAUCAAAGACCCUGCAAUGUACUGUUUAGAAUAAAUAAAUAGCUAAAGAUAGGCAGAAUUUUGGUCAUAGCAGUCUGUCUAUAGCGGCAGUUAGGAUAGCAGUCAUUAUCACGACACUGUAUCUCUUGAGAAAUAUUCUGGGACGUGGAAAAUAUAGCCUGUUCAGGCGUAUCAACAUGAAAAAAAAUAAUAAUAAAAAUAAUUAAAUAAAUAAAUAAAUAGAAACGUUUAGCUGGUCUUGGAUCCGGGAUUCCAGAUACUAGAUUCAGGAUUCCAACCCAGUGUAUUCUGGAUUUCAAAAAGAGCUUAAUUCCAGAUUUUAGUCGUUAGCAGGAUUCCGGAUUCCAAUCUGGAUUCCGGAUUCCAAUGUUCAUUCAAUCCGGAGUUCGCGAGCAAAAAUUUACCCUCACGGAUUACGUUCAGUGGUGCCAGGUUAACAAAGGUUUUUGUUUUCCUUCCCGAAUUUGUUAUUUAUAUGAAUUUAACCGUUGCUAUUUCUUUAUCUGCUUCCUUUUAUUGCAGAUGGUCUUUUGGAAUUGUUCUGUGGGAACUAGCCACCAUGGGUAAGCUGGUUUUUUUAAAAACCUUUGUAUAUUUAAGCACGUAAAUUUUACGAGCAUGAAUAAAAUAGAGCCAAAGUAUGGAAGGUCGCACAUACACGUAAAUUUUAAGUUGAAUCUCGCUCAAUACCGACGCUUACGCGCGACCUGUCAUAUAUGUACAUUCAGCACAUUGCCUCUAUUAUACUUACGUGCGUACACAACGUGCGUAUGCACGGCGUAACAAUUAUGCGACCGUGGAAAUCCACCCUGAUCGAUUUCGCUGCUCUCUCCUGUCCAGUCUUAUUCCUUUCCGCACCCCGAGAAAAGACUUCCGCGAGGAGGAGCGCGGGCCCAUAAUAAUCGAGCCAAUUAGUUAUUAAGGUUGUUCAAAAGGUGGAUAGCGCUAUUCAAUUAUGGGCAAAUCGUUUUCCAGUGGAUAAGUAUUAGAGAAAACAAUUGUAAACUUGUACAUUUUGUUAUUUUGUUCCCCCUCCUAAGUUGACGAAUUGAAAAUAUAGUACAAAAAAAAAGCCUUAUGAUCUUUGAUAAAACAACAUUCAUCUUGAAAUUGUCAUUGUCAUUUCAGGGGGUACUCCAUACCUUGGGAUAACCUCCAAGAGGCUAUGUAGUUUACUUAAAUCUGGAUAUCGGAUGGAGAAACCCAACACGUGCAGUGAUGAAAUGUAAGUCAGAGUAGAAACAAUAAAAGACGCACCCGAAAAGAGGGCACGAUGAAGAAAUCUUUACACGGUCCUUCAAACAGUUUUUUUUUCUUUAUCGAAUAUUGUCAGCCUCUUCAAAGGAGUAGAAAGUACAGCACGCCUCUUUCCUUUACGUUGCCCCAUUCUAAAAAGAGCCUAGAACGUAACUGUCUCCAAUAUUAAAAGUAAAUGGAAACAUGAUAUCUUUGUGUGGUAGUACUUUAAACAAUGGCUUCCACUCUCAACAGAUACAAACUGAUGAUGGACUGCUGGAAGGAUGAUCCUAAUGAACGACCCUCAUUCUCUCAACUGAUUCCAAUACUAGAGGAGAUGAUGACAGAAGAUACCCCAUGCUAUUGUUUCAAACUGCUGGAUCAGAACCAGCCAUGUUACCGUGAAGCAUCUGCUACUAACACCAGUAAAAACUAG